This is a messenger RNA of Porites evermanni, 531 nucleotides long. NCBI's taxonomy places the organism in Eukaryota, Metazoa, Cnidaria, Anthozoa, Scleractinia, Poritidae. The record is from the annotation of a GenBank genome assembly.
AUGGUAGCAAAAAUAAUGGAAUACAGCAAGGAAUGGGAAGGACAAAAAAAGGAUAAUUAUGAAACUGAUUUGAUCGAACAAGUCUACCAAGACUUCCUCGUUGAGUUUAUAUUACACGUGAACAUGGAGGAGGAAAAAGGCUUUUCAACCUUCGAGGAAACGGAUGCCUUUCUCAAGAACUGUCACGAUAAAGGUAUCACCUCAAAGAGCCAGCAGGAGACUCUAAACGUGAAGAAAGCAUACGAACACUUGCUGGAUAAAAUUAAAAGAGAAGAAGAACCGAGGAAUUAUGGACUCAUGGAAGAGAGUCUGCUACAAGAGACCCAUCGCAUACUACUUCAAGACGUCCCUCUCGGAGAUAGCCGCACGAAACCUGGUAUAUUUAGUAACCAAAGACGGUUUGUCGAUUUCGAAGGAGAGAGGUACAAUUAUCCAUAUCUUCCAGAACCUGAGAAAAUGGAAAAGGCUGUUGUCGCCAAACUCUUGAAAAGUGCAAUAUUCUGUUCGAUUGCUGUACCAAAGACGGUCUGA